Molecule: messenger RNA, 510 nt
Organism: Lacerta agilis (Sand lizard)
Lineage: Eukaryota; Metazoa; Chordata; Lepidosauria; Squamata; Lacertidae
Gene: MOSPD3
Product: motile sperm domain containing 3
Exons: 5
Coding region: 1-462 (153 amino acids)
Cellular component (GO): cytoplasm
Source: RefSeq, a predicted model, not a curated record
AUGCCCACUCAGACGGAAAAGCGGGAAAGGGAUAGCCCCGCCCACCAGGGGGCCGGAGCAGGAAGCACUUGGACCAAUCGGGAGAGGGGAGGGCGGGGCCGGAGGGCGGACGGACAGCCGGAGGAGGAGGUGGCAGCUGGAACAUCUGCUGGCGGAGAGCAAGCGACGACCCUGCGCCCAGGAAGCAGUCAGCCUGGCCCGGCAAGGAGAGGGCAGCAGCGGGCAGUCAUUCGACAUGGGGCACCCCUUUCUCCACAAGGCCUGGGCCGCGCUGAGCCCAUCCCUCCCCGGAUCUUCGUCCUCUACCUGGCGCUGGGCAGCACUUGCUUGGUUCUCCUGAUGCUGCCCCUGGAGGGUCAGCCCAGCCCGUUGGUGCCCCCUGCCCUCCACGUCACCCUCCCUCAGAAGCUGGUGGCUGCUUAUGUCCUGGGCCUCUUAACCAUGGCAUUCCUGCGAUCCUGACCCCCUGGGGGGAGGCGACAACUUGACCAGUAGGGCUAUGAAUCCUCU